Ilex paraguariensis (yerba mate) is the source of this 1512-nucleotide messenger RNA. The record is from the annotation of a GenBank genome assembly. Lineage: Eukaryota; Viridiplantae; Streptophyta; Magnoliopsida; Aquifoliales; Aquifoliaceae.
AUGUGGAAUGACAUUGAUAGCCUCCCCCCUGUCUGGAAGAGCCUAAACCUCCAGAUUUUGCUUUUGCAAAAGAAUCGCCAAUUACUUUGCUCAACUGAAUUCUUUAGUGGGUUGGAAGCACUUAAAGUGUUGGAUCUAAGCUAUACUAGAGGUAAUCUAUCUAAGGUUCUUGGCAUUAAUCACCUAGCAGGUCUACAGACAUUGAUCCUAGACGGUACGAUUGUGCCCGUGGACACUAAAUUUCUUGGACAUAUGAAGACUAUUGAAGUUCUUAACCUUAAAAAUUCUGUUUUGCCUAGUCCACCAUUGGAGCUUCGGGAAUUGAGCAAGCUGAGGUUACUGGAUAUGAGUUAUACUUGGCACAGUUCACUCAUUCCGGCUGAGGUGAUGUUAGGUCUAUCCCGAUUGGAAGAGUUGUAUCUGUUUAACACCUUCAUCAAUGAGGUACCUGAACCUGCAGUUGAAGUAGCUGUAGUAAACUCUUUGUCUCACCUAUCUGCCCUAGAGAUUUCAAUAAUGGAUACUGAAAUUUUGCCCCAGGACUUCAUAUUCCCUGAUGUGGAAAAUUUUAGAAUUGAAAUGGAGGUUCUAGUGGUUUGGAACUGCAGAGAGUUUGAGUGCUUGAUCAAUAGAGAUGAGGAAAUGGAGAUAGCAAUUCCAUUACAUGAGGAGGAGCGGAAUCUGCUGCAAUUGUUACCUAACCUUGAAGAAUUGAUACUUUUUGAUUUGGAUACCUUAAAAGGGAUAUGUCAUGGUGCAAUACCUUCCAGCUGGGAGAUCAUGACCAAACUAAAAGUCUUGGCUGUUUUGUCUUGUCCUCAAAUGUCAAGUCUUGGUUUUCAUAUCAAUUUGCUUCAAAGGCUACAAUUUCUUGAAAGACUUGUGUUAAAUAAUUGUUAUGCGUUACAGCUUGUGUUUGACGGCCAAAGUGGUGAUGCACAUGUUGCCGUGGAUGAAGGAAAUGAGCUGAGUCUGAAUGACAUAUCUCUAUCAAACUUGCCUAGUUUGAAUCAAAUAUGCAACUGCCCGGGUCGAAUCGUACACCUCCACAACCUGAGACGCCUCGAGAUUGAAAAAUGUAGGAGGUUGAAAAAUCUCUUCCAAUCUUCAGUUGCCCAAACUCUUCAGAAACUGGAGAUACUGAAAGUAUAUGACUGUAAAGGAAUAGAGGAAAUUGUUGUAGCAGAGGGUGAUAAGCAGAAAGUCGCGGAGAAGAUUCUAUUUCCUAGUCUCAAAAUUCUGGAACUCACAGAUCUUACCAACCUCAAAUGUUUCUGCAUGGGAGGCUUUCAUUUUGAAUGGCCGUCAUUGGAAAGCUUAUAUGUUGAAGAGUGUCCAAAUACGAAGACUUUUGUUGCAACUGCUGCUACUAAUCGGACUCAAAGCAAUCCAAAACUGAAGAAUAUUAUUGUGGAUGAUUAUGAGAGUUUGGUAGAAGAGGGAGAGUCGGUAGACUUGAACAUAGUUAUCCAAAACCACGUCAAAGCAGUGGAAUACUAUUCAAAAUCAUGA